AUAUAUAUAUAUAUACACAAAAACUGCAAGAAACAAUCGUAAUUUAACUUUUGGGAAGAGCAACAAUAAAAAAACUGACAAUAAUUAAAGGACAUCGAUAACUUAGAAUAUUAUUAUACAUCCAAUAAUUUCUUCUCUGUUUUGCUGCCUGGAGUUGGAAAUAUGUUAAAAAAACAAACUAUUUAAUGUUAAUUAAUGGUAAUUACACUGUUUUAGUAGAGUGACAAAUGUAAUGUACAUAAAGUUGUCAAAGGCACAACUUCUUUUCUACAAUAAUAAAAACAGUUUGCAAGAAAGACGAUGAAAGCGGCAGAUACGAGUUCGGAAAAAAAAGACGGCAAAGAAUUACAAAGUGAGUCUGGUGGUGGUGAUGAUGAUGAUGAUGAAAGUGGUGAUGGGGGAGGUGAUAAUUCCCGAAGGAAAAUGAUAGUUACUAGGGCUUCUCGGCGCCAGUGUCGACAAGACACCAACAUAAGUGAAGGUGUUGAUGGCGGGAAGAAAGAAGUGGAUGAAGGGUUCAAGACGACAGAUGUGAAGGAUGUUAAUCUAACAGAAAAAUAUGACCGGAAAAAACGACAACCUCCUCCGAUAAACAAUAAAAGUUGGUCUUCUGACGAGAAGACCCUCGAUAAGAACAGUACUGAUGGUAGUUCGGUAACGAGGGCAAAUGAAACUAUGAAAAACGAAAACACUCUUGCGGUAACUACUAGAUCGGGUGGGAGAAAUGGUCAUUCAGUGACAACGUCUUCUAAAGCAGUGACAAGAACUAAAGCUAUUCCCACCAUGAAAUCCUCUGCUCGCUUCAAAGCGACGAAAAAAAAGAAAAGGAAGCGGAAGAAGUGCAAUGAGUGGCAAAUGUACGAUGAGUCCGGAUGUUUGAUAUCUACGGGUAUAGAUAUGUGUGACUGUUUGGAUAUGGAUUGUCCCGGCUGUCAUUUCCCUUGUCUGAAAUGUGGCUCGGAGAAAUGCGGUACGGAAUGUCGCUGUGAACGACCCUGGCUUUACGAAGAGGUCAAAAUCGAAGGUUCUGAACUCGUAAUUAUAAAUCCUACCUUAGAAAACAAAAUGAAAUCAAACUAACUGAAAAAUACAUGGCACUUCUUUUAAGACUCAGUUUCGAUAUCCUAUACAAGGCAAAGUAACUAAGAUUGUGAUGUUGAGUCAUUUAUACAUCACUAAAAGCUUCAUUUUCAUGUGAUGUAUUUAAGCGAAGCAACAUUAACAGAACCCAGUCCUUUGCACCAGGAAUUCUGAAACAUAAAUCUCAUCCAUUGUAACCCUCUGCCACCCGUCUCACCUUCAACCCUAUGCCAUUACCCAGGCGGGUGUAUCUGACAAUGCUAUUGGUAUUUAUAACAAUAAAUUCAACAACUGUAACAACCCAGCAACACUUUCAUUAACCCCACUCCCCACUUAAAAAACACUAAUACCCAAUUAAGAAACCUGUAUUCUACAGGUUAUACUUUUGCUCUGAUUUGAACUCUGCACUACAUACUAAGGAAAUAUUUCACAGCAUUCCAUUGGCUGUCAUUUUGUAGAAUCAUGCAACAAAAUGCCUUGUGGUAUUUCUUCUGGUUCUUUAUGUCCUGGGUCAACUUUGGGUCACAGAGGUCAACUUUGCCUUUCAUCUAUCCAGGAAAUAAGUACCAGUGAAGUACCAGGGGUUGAUAUAACUGACUUAACUCUUUUACCUUAAAAUUGCUGGCCUUAUGCCUAAAGUAGAAGCACUUAUACAGCAUUUCUGUUGCUUUAAGUCAGGAGUUAUAAUUGCCUGUGGUACACGGUUUACAGCUAAGUGGACUGAGCUAUGGUUAUAUAUAUGCAAUGCAGUGCUGCUGAUAUAUGAAUUGCUAACUGUCCAACACCUUAACACAGCCAACUUAGCCGUCUGAGAUCCAUUAGUGUUGUAAUGAAAGUUACACAGAUGUGUGUGGGUGGCCAAAUGGUUAAGAACUUUGGUUUUCUAUCACUGUCUUGGGUUCAAUCUCACUGCUCUGCCACUUGGGCAAGUGUCUUUUACCAUAUGCUUGGGUUGGCCCAAGUCUUGUGAAUAAAAUUUGGUUGUAUGGGCUGUAUCUGUCAGUGUGUCCUGAUAAUUCUGGCUGAGAAUGCUAAUGUUCAGAAUACUCAGCUGUAAGACUCAUUGUUUUGUUUUGUUUUUAUGCAUAUAGGGGUGUACAUUUGUAUGUGUGUGUGGCUGUAUGCUUCCUAUCCACAAGGUUUCGGGUUCAGUCACACUGCAGUGGCAUCUUGGGCAAGUGUCUUCUACUGUAGCCCCGGGCUAACCACAGCUUUGUGGGUGGAUUUGAUUGACAGAAAAUGAAAGCAUCCCAUCAUAUAUGUAUCUAUAGCUUGAGAUGUGUGAGUGUGUAUAUGUUUGUGUUCUUGUCUUGACAUCAUGUAUUAGUUGUAAACAAGUGUCACUGUCAUAGAAACAGUGUCAUCCAUUUCCAGUAUUCUAUGGAAACAUAUAUGGCAGUGGGGAAAUAUUAUCUUACUUGGAAAUAGGUAAAGGUUUGCAAGAGGAAAAUCAUCUGAUUGUAAAAAUUUUGCCUCAAUAAACUGUCUAACCCAUGCAAGGAA
Molecule: messenger RNA, 2583 nt
Organism: Octopus bimaculoides (California two-spot octopus)
Lineage: Eukaryota; Metazoa; Mollusca; Cephalopoda; Octopoda; Octopodidae
Cellular component (GO): intracellular membrane-bounded organelle
Source: RefSeq, a predicted model, not a curated record